AUGGUAUCAAUCCAAACUGCACUCGAAACAAUUGCUCUUGAAAAAUACACAGAACCAUUCCAAGCUGCAGGGAUUUCGACUUUAGAUGACCUUCUUGCAUUAUCUGUUGAUCAGCUAACUCAAGCAAUGAACAGUGUUGGCAUGCUGAAAGGCCACACCUUUAAGCUUAAAAAGUUUGUUGAUGAUACCAAACUAAAAGGCUUCAAUCCAACCCCAACUCCUGCGCCUGUUAUAACUCCUCCAGCCCCAGCAGUUCACAAAGAAACUCCAGCAUCUAAUGGAAAUUCUCAGCCUGCACCGACACCUGCCCCUAGUAAAACAGUCCAAAAAAAUGAUAUCCCCGAAGCAAUAAACCCAACGCUUCUUUCAAGCCAAAUGGAUGGACUCACCAAGCAGCUCAAUGGCAUGAUAGCCCUUCACGACCAAGUAACUAGUACUCUCAAAGCUAUUCUUGACGUAGAUCUCAACAAAUAUAAAAAAGCUAUUGAAGAAAUUGAACAAGUCCAAGUUUCACUUAAAGCUUUCUUUGGAAAACAGCCUCAAAAGGACAUUGAAAUGCAAGGUUAA
Molecule: messenger RNA, 567 nt
Organism: Blepharisma stoltei
Lineage: Eukaryota; Ciliophora; Heterotrichea; Heterotrichida; Blepharismidae
Source: the annotation of a GenBank genome assembly